Messenger RNA from Neltuma alba, 4716 nucleotides. RefSeq lists its product as uncharacterized. Gene Ontology annotation, biological process: maturation of SSU-rRNA from tricistronic rRNA transcript (SSU-rRNA, 5.8S rRNA, LSU-rRNA); positive regulation of transcription by RNA polymerase I. The annotation marks the transcript as partial. The record is from RefSeq and is a predicted model, not a curated record. Gene Ontology annotation, cellular component: t-UTP complex; small-subunit processome; 90S preribosome. NCBI's taxonomy places the organism in Eukaryota, Viridiplantae, Streptophyta, Magnoliopsida, Fabales, Fabaceae. Gene Ontology annotation, molecular function: snoRNA binding. The transcript has 25 exons.
ACCCAAAGCUUGAAUUUGAAGGCUAUGAGACUGGUUAAUGAAAUAAACUGGCCCCUUUAUCAGACUCUUGCUGUUGCACCUGAUGGAGAAUUGACUAUUUCUGGAAGUUUAUCUUCGAUUAACCUGAAGACCAUCAACAUCAUGGCUGAGAAUUUCAGGAUCUACCCUGAAGACCAUAUUACUUGGUUUGUUGAAAACUGCAGUGAUUUGGAAUUGUCGAAGACGCUCUUCUUUUUGAUGUUAUUUCAGGCUCUAGUGUUAAAACCAAGCAGUGAUGACUUUCCUGCAAUUUUUGAAAAUGUAUUUCCUAUGUUAAAGGCUGAGUGGGAAUCAUUAGUGUCUGCAGGCGAUUUUAUGUUGGAAGAGUUCAAUUCUGAAAUUCUGGACUGGGACUGCAGUUCAAUUCUAAAGUUCUUGGAUACUGAUCUCAAAUCUCUGAAUGCAAAACUUAUUGUUUGCAUAUUUUGGAAGUUGGUUGCUGCACUGAUGUUAGCAAUGCCGUCUGACAUUUUACGGGAUGAUAACGAUAAGUGGGUCAGCUGGACUAAGGAUCUGUUUGUAUGUUUUGCUGCCUCAAAAUUCAAGCAUGCUUUUCAUGAACAUCUCCGUUACUUGGUGGCUCAAUGCAAGAUAUCACCUCCCUGCCUCUUAUCCAAGUUUUUCACGGAGGAAGGUGUUCCUGUUGAAGUCCAAGUUGAAAGCCUUCGGUGCUUUGCAUUUCUUUGUAGCCUGUCACUAGAAAGAUGUCAAUUUGAACUUCUAGCUGAGUUUCCUUCAGUUCUGGUUCCAUUGGCUAGUGAUAACCAGGAUACAAGGAUUGCGGCCAUGAACUGCAUUGAUGGGCUAUGUGUAUUAUGGUCUCAUCUUGAACGUUCUGGAAGGAGAAAUGGGAGCAAUGCAACAUGGAGCCAUUUUCUGGGUGAACUUUUGGGGUUGAUAGAUCAGCAAAAAACACUAAUAUUGUCUGAUGAGAGAUUUCUUCCUUCAAUGUUUGCAUCUAUGCUGGGCUCAACCUGUCACAACAUCUUGGUACCCCAAAAUAUUGAGAACAGAUUUGAUCAGCCUACAAGGGAAAAAAUUCUUGGCUUCAUUUUGGGUUCUGCUUUGAAACUUUCAAACUAUGGCAAGCUGAAGAUUUUAUCCUUGCUCAAGGGAAUUGGAAAGGGCAUUGUGUGUGUUAAAGAAGUUGUGUCUCUGUUGUCCUUGCUCUUGCAUAGGCGGAAUCAGUGCUUUAAUGUGCUAGAUGAGUUCUCUCAGAAAUUGUCAAGCAUUGAAAUUGAAAUGCUAUGCCUAUUACUUGAAAGUUGUGUUAUGUCCUCUUCCUCGGGGGGAAAUGAUUUUGAAGGUCAUUUAUUGACAGCUUUGCGGUUGGAUUCUACUAGUUCUGGUCACCCUGCCUAUGUACAGCCCUGUUUAACCAUUCUAAGGAAACUAAGUCGUCAAUUCUAUGGGGGAUUGAAGAAUGAAGUAAAGGAGCAUUUGUUUCAUGAGCUUCUGUUUCUGUGCUGUAAUGCUAAUGGUGAAGUACAAAGUUCUGCCAGAGAGGCCAUAUUGCGCAUAGAUAUUAGUUUCUCAACAUUUGGCGACAUGCUUGAUAUCAUACUUGAAAGGGGAAGUUGCAUAAAUAUCUCAGAAUCCAAGAAGAAAAAGAAACUAAGUGUGCAUGCAGGGGAUAACAUAUUUAGAAGGGAGAAAUCUUUCUAUAUCCUUAGUUCUCUUCUUGAUGUUUUAUUAUUGAAGAAAGACAUAACGAAGAGGCAUAUGCUCAUAAGCCCCUUAUUUAAGCUUCUUAGUAGGAUUCUUUCUGAGGAGUGGUUGAAUGAUGCUCUUUUCCAGGAGAAGGGCUUGACCCAGCCUUCAUUAAGUGAGGCCAACCGUAAUGCCAUAUGUCAUGUUCAACAGACUUUGUUGAUAAUCCUUGAGGAUAUAAUCACAUCCCUUGGUAGCACUGCUCCGUUGAAGGAAAAUAUAACAAAUGAAAUUAACUUCAAUGUCCUGAUAGUGUGCGCCCAUUCUUCGAAGGAUGUAGUCACCCGUAACCAUGUAUUUUCUCUGCUUUCUGCUGUUGCGAAAGCUUUUCCUGAAGAAGUUUUUGGGCAUAUACUUGAUAUUGUUGCUGUUGUUGGAGAAUCAACUAUCACACAGAUUGACGGUCAUUCAAAGCAUGUUUUUGAGGAUCUUAUAUCUGCCAUUGUUCCUUGUUGGCUGUCUAAGACUGAAGAUGUUAAAGCAUUACUGAAGAUUUUCAUGGAUACGUUGCCCGAAGUUGUUGAGCAUAGAAGAUUGUCAACUGUAUUAUACUUGUUAAGAACUUUGGGUGAGGAUAAAAGCUUUGCUUCAUUGCUUGUCCUGCUUUUCCAUUCAUUAGUUUCAAGGGAACAAACUACUUUGCUUAAUAUCAAGGCUCUGGAUACAUUGACAUUUUAUACAAGAGAGUGGGAGUAUAAACUUGCGGUGCAGAUAUGUGAACAAUACACAAGUCCGACGUGGGUUCCUGCUUUAGUUAUGCUGCUUCAACAAUUGGGAAAUGAACCUCUAGAGUUGUUUCUUGCAAUGCAGUUUACUUUGCACAAAUUGCAAGAUCCAGAAUUUUUAUUCAAAAUGGAAUCAGGGGAGGAUGCAGAUAUCAUUCAGAAGGGACUUGGAGAGCUUAUGGAGCAGAUUGUUUUUCUCUUGCAACAUGUACUUUCAAAAAAGAAACAACUGAAGUUUCCUGUUCUUCUGAGAAAAGAGUUGAAAGAAGCUUUGCGUGCUGCUGGGAGAAAUAUAACCUUGGCCAUGAGACCAUCAGCGUACUUUAGCAGCAUAAUUAAGUUGCUUCGUCAUGAAGAUAAGGAUGUUGCUGAAAUGGCUCUUGGGCUUUUGUGUGAGACUGCAAGAAAUCAUAAAGUUGUUAGUUCAAAGAGUAAAGAAAAUAAAACUCGAUGUUCCAAUCCAUCUUUUCCUUGGCUUAAUAUGAACGAGAGUGAUCAAAAGUCAUUUGAUAAGAUGUGCUUGGAAAUUGUUCGGGUACUUGAUGAUCCAGCUGAGGGUUCAAGUACAUCGAUGAAAGUGGCAGCAGUGUCUGCAUUAGAAGUUUUGGCCAACAGCUUUCCUUCUAAUAAUUUAAUCUUCGUUCUGUGCCUUAGAUCCAUUGCAAGAUGCAUCAGUUGGUGCAACUUGGUUGUGGCCUCUAGUUGCCUUAGAACAACUGCUGCCUUGGUCAAUGUUGUAGGUCCAAAGGCUCUAGCAGAGCUUCCUCACUUAAUGGAAAAUAUGAUGAGGGUUUCUUCUGAACUGUUCUCUAAUUCAGAUACAAAACCCCAAAGUAUGGAGCCUGUUUCCCCAGUCUCUAAAGACUUGUAUUUGUUGUCUGUUCUCAUCACUCUGGAGGUAGUUGUGGACAAGCUUGGUGGAUUUCUAAACCCUUAUCUAUCAAGUAUAAUAGAUCUUCUGGUACUUCAUCCUGAAUAUGUUUCUGGAAGGGACACAAAGUUGCAAUCUAGAGCUAGUGGACUUCGCAAGCUCCUUGCGGAGAGAAUCCCUGUUCGACUUGCCCUGCCACCGUUAUUAAACGUUUACCCUGCUUCUCUUAAUGCUGGGGAUAAAAGCUUAGAAAUUAUGUUUGACAUGUUGGCAACCUUGGUUGGUACCAUGGACAGGCCAUCUAUUGUUGCUUUCCAUGGAAAGAUUUUUGACCUUUGCCUGCUUGCCCUUGAUAUUCGUCAUCAGAGUCCUGUUUCUGUCCAUAAUGUUGAUGCAGUAGAAAGAAGUGUGAUCAAUGCAAUGAUUGCUCUGACUAUGAAACUCACCGAGAGCAUGUUUAAACCUCUAUUCAUAAAGAGUAUUGAGUGGGCAGAAUCUGAUGUGGGUGAAGCUGCAUCUGUGGGUAGUACUGAUAGGGCGAUAUCCUUCUAUGGCAUGGUAAAUAAACUUGCAGAGAGCCAUCGGUCGUUGUUUGUUCCUUAUUUCAAACACUUGCUUGGUAGCUGUGUUCACCAUCUUGGCAAUGCCGGAGAUGUAAAACUUCUGAGUCGAAAGAACAAGAAGGCCAAGACUCAGGAUGAUGACAGCACAAAGGGAAGCAUUGUUUCUAUCAAAAGCUGGCAUCUUAGGAAGCUAGUCUUGUCGUGUUUACACAAAUGUUUUCUCUAUGAUACUGGAUCCACCAAGUUUCUUGACUCUUCAAACUUUCAGAUGCUAUUGAAACCCAUUGUUUCACAACUAGUCAUAGAACCACCCGCUUCGUUGGACGACACCCCGAGUGUGCAGGAAGUUGAUGACCUACUGGUUGUAUGCAUUGGACAAAUGGCCGUCACCGCUGGAAAUGACCUCUUGUGGAAACCCUUGAAUCAUGAGGUAUUGAUGCAGACACGGAGUGAGAAACUGCGAGCAAGAAUGUUGGGCCUGAGAAUAGUUAAAUAUCUAGUGGAGAAUCUGAAAGAAGAGUAUCUUGUUUUCUUGGCUGAAACAAUCCCCUUCCUUGGAGAAUUGCUCGAGGAUGUUGAGCCUUGUGUUAAAUCUCUUGCCCAGGAAAUUCUCAAGGAAAUGGAGUCCAUGAGUGGGGAAAGUCUUAGGCAAUACUUAUAAUGAUGUAAAUUAAGGUAGUUAAUACGAUGAUACUGAGAAAAUUUUGAGGAAGUUAGAGACGUCUCAUUAAAUUUGUGAUUUAGGUGAUUAUAUUAAUAGAAAUGUUCUUUUUUGUCAAUGAAAGCUUUUAUAUUUCCCUCCUUGGUA